AUGGCCUCAUCAGCUAUCUCAUCCUUUCUCUUCCCCACCUGUGCAAUCAUGCAGUCACAGGCCUUGGCCAAGCGCCCUGAUGGGCAAUUGAUGCCUCCACCUCCUCUACCUAAACGAAUUAAGCGGCCUGCCAUAGCUCUAGAUGAAGAUGUCUACACAGAAGCACUUUCGCAAAUUAUUGCACGCGACUUCUUCCCCGGUCUCCGUGAAAACAAAGCAAAACAGGAAUACCUCAAUGCAUUGGACUCAAACGACAAGGAGUGGAUCCAUACAUCUCGUAAAGCAUUGCUAGAGGUCCUCAACCCAAGAUCAUGUGCCCAAAAUAGGAGCUCUAUCCCCGGCACCCCUCAGCAUGGGUCGGCAGAGCAGACCCCUCGGGGCUGGGGUGGAGAUACUCCAAUGUCAGUGGUCUCGGCGGCUAGUUUAGGCUCAUAUGAAAAGGGCUUGAAGGUUCCCGAUGUGUCUAAAAUGAGCCUUUCUGCUUUCCAAAGCACUUACACCAGUGAAGAUAACGAAUCUUUCAAUAAAGUCCUGGACAAACAAAAUACCAAGCGCAGGGAGAAAAGUGCGUGGAUAUGGAAUGAGAACAAACUUCCCUCCAAACGCCAGAUUGCGCAGAGCAAGGUGGAGAGAAUUACUUCUUCAGGCGACAAUACGACCUUGAUAACAACCGAUCUCGACGCUCGACCAGCCAUGCCUGAUAGUUGGAAAUACCAACCUAAAAACACUAUCAUGUUCCAGCCAUCUGGUAUCGAAGACACACAUGAAACCCUCGCGCAAAAGAGAGAAUCGGAGUCACGAGCUGCACCCAUGCAAACUGUUUAUCGCAACACUAGGCUCAUGGACGCCGCCUCCUCGGCCGCAGAGUCAGUUCCGGAAUCACCCUCCAUGUCAGCCAUUGAUGAUGCGAUCAUCGGCAACCCCCGCUUCAGAGCAUCUGAAGGUCCCCGUUCUCCCAAAUACACAGUCAUGGAUGGCGCGAGAGCCACGGCAGUUCAACUCGGCGAGACGCCCCGCGUCAACGGCUACGCAUUUGUAGAUGAAUUUGAUCCCGAGCCAACCCCCAGACCCCAAACACGCGGGAAAGAGCGCGAAGCCUCACCUACUACCAAACUGGACUGGAGCAUUCUCGGACCAAGCUCUGCAACACCCAACCCUUUUAAACUUGGAGAAACUGGCCGCCGCGAGGCAUUGCAUCAUCGCAUCGUGGACCGUAGUGCUCGCAGAACCCGUGUUGAAAAGGCCGCGCGUAAUGCUAAAACACCAGCUUCUGCAAUCCCACAUUUCUCCAGAACCCCUGGUCUAACCCCUGCCCGGACCCAUACACCUUCUCCGCAUGAGCAGAUGCUUACACCUGCGGCGCAACGAUUGUUGUCGUCAUUUGGUGGAAAUUCCCCUCGACCUUCGGGUCCAGCGUGGACUCCCAUUAAAAAACUACAUUAUACUCCGAAGCAGACUCCCAAGAUGACUCCCAAGGGGAAGUAA
Penicillium taxi is the source of this 1485-nucleotide messenger RNA. RefSeq names its product splicing factor ESS-2 family protein. Bases 1 to 1485 code for a protein of 494 amino acids. The transcript has a single exon. NCBI's taxonomy places the organism in Eukaryota, Fungi, Ascomycota, Eurotiomycetes, Eurotiales, Aspergillaceae. The record is from RefSeq and is a predicted model, not a curated record. Gene Ontology annotation, cellular component: catalytic step 2 spliceosome.